Molecule: messenger RNA, 1499 nt
Organism: Drosophila mauritiana
Lineage: Eukaryota; Metazoa; Arthropoda; Insecta; Diptera; Drosophilidae
Product: fibrinogen-like protein 1
Exons: 3
Coding region: 158-1429 (423 amino acids)
Source: RefSeq, a predicted model, not a curated record
CAUAUCUGGUCACAUCACAAGCUAAAUAGCUUCGCACAAUCCAUCGUCUUUUAUUUGUAUAUUGCGUUGUACUCCACCUUCAUUGCACGGCGUAUUGCAAAUUUCUUUUGUAUUGCUUUCAGGUACGAAAAACCGUGGUGCUGAUGAAUUGAUCGCCAUGAAGCCGGAGGACCAGAACAACUUUUCGCAAAAGUCACGAUCCUCUCCAGAUUCCAGCACUGAGAACAAUUUGAGCAGCAGUGAUUCGGAAAUGGAAUUUGUUGGCACAAGUGCACAGGGAAUCCUGAAACAUAGGAAUAAGGAUGAGAGGAAAAUAUCGGAACUCAAGCGAAAGUUGGCGGAGACCGAAAUAAAUCUAAAGGCCCAACAGGAAAAGGGCAGUAUGCUUGAAAACUGCAUCAAGGAUAAGGAUGAUCUUAUUAAGACCCUGCAAUUGUCGAUUGACUUAGUAUCGCAAACAAAAGAAAUGACCAUACAGAAAUUACAAAUUCAAAUUAUGGACUUGCAAAGUUCUCUCGACUUGAGUAGGAUUGCAAUUAAGGACAACCAUGGAGGAAAUUGUGCUCCAGCACAUGAUAAAGUUGUGAAAGAACGAAAGGAGUUAAAUAUGGAAAAUGGAAAAUUUCGAGAGGGGAAUGAUCAGAUUGUUGAAAUCGAGAAAAUUUUGAAGUCAAAAGAUGCGGAAAUCGCCAGACUAGAAUUCAAAAUUGACGAGUCGAAGCUAAAAAUUGUGAAACUGGAAGAUGCAGUAAAGGCGAAGGACGAAAAGAUAGUGAAAAUGAAAGAGAUAUUGUCCGAGUAUAACGGGAAUAAUAAGGACGACGAUGAAUUCGUAUUCCUGGGCUUUUCCAAUGUGCCUUCAAUUAAAUUAGUGACACUACCUAAUUUCGAACCCUUUGCCUCAGUUUUCGAGGAUAUUCCUUCUGCCGGUCGUGGUUGGAUGGUAAUCCAGCGUAGAAUCGAUGGCAGUUUCGAUGACGUCAUCAAUUCAAAACUAAAACAAGGCUGUGGGGAUUUGGGUGGCGAGUUCUGGCUUGGCCUCGAAAAAUUGCAUAAAAUGACGACAAAUCGACGAAUGGAACUGUAUAUCCAGCUCGUCGAUUUCGACAAUGUUAGUGCUUAUGCAAGAUAUGAUCAUUUUGUGAUUGGAGAUGCAAAAGAGAACUACAAACUACUUUGCCUUGGUAAAUACUCAGGAAAUGCUGGCGACGCAUUUAGCAGUCAUAUAAACCAAGCCUUUGAUGUCCUUAAUCUAUUCCAUUUGGAAUCAUCGAAAUGGUGGGGUACAAUGAACUGUAACUUAAACGGAAUAUAUAAGAAAUCCAAAAUUGAGUUGCUCACGCCGGAUGGCAUUUGGUGGGGUAAUUGGAAUCUUGGGAAGAGAAUUUCCCUAAAAUCGUGCAAAAUGCUAAUCAGACCAAUGCCGUGAGCCAAGUAUAAAAGCUUGUCAAAUAUCAUUGUCUCGGAAAUAAAAGUUGGAAAAUAACUUCUACCUGUUA